Messenger RNA from Marchantia polymorpha subsp. ruderalis, 2323 nucleotides. Lineage: Eukaryota; Viridiplantae; Streptophyta; Marchantiopsida; Marchantiales; Marchantiaceae. The record is from the annotation of a GenBank genome assembly.
GGUCGAGUCGCUUGACAUAUUGUAUGUGUAUUCGCGAGUGUGUCGGAUGGACGGAGGGAGAAGUUCCCAGCGUCGCUGGAUGUAGAUUUUGAUGCAGUGGACUCGUCAAUGCGUCAAUGCGUCAAUGAAUGAGUCAGAAAGCUGCCGAGUUACACUGUUCAGUGCAAGGCACGACAUUGCGAUCGAAAAGAAAGAACGAGCGAUGGGCUUUUGACAACUGAAGCAAGAUCCAGGCGAGCCCCGUACUUCCAGGAUUUGAUCGUUUGCGCUCUCGUUUUGCGCCUGAAGUGCCACCAAACUGAUGUAUCGAUGAACGGGAUGGCUGGUGAUCUGAUCGAACGAGAAUUUCACUAAUUGAUUGAAAUUGCGUCGGUGGAGAUCAAAGGAAACGGAGAGCAGGGCAGAUAAUUUUGAUUUUCGGCGGAUACCCAGAUGGCGGGUUCUGCCAUUGAUGAGGUGACUACAAUCGGGGGCAUUGCCACUGUUUCGGUGCUACACUCUUUCAUUCCUACUCACUGGUUGCCCUUCUCCAUCGUCGGACGUGCACAGAAGUGGUCUAUAACCCGGACACUUAUUGUCACUGCCAUUGGAGCAGUAUGUCAUGUGCUGUCGACCUCACUGCUAGGCCUUGUGGCAAUAAAGAUGGCAAACACAAUUGCUGGUGAAGAAACAGUACACAAACUGGCCUCUCUUCUGCUCAUUGUUCUUGGUGGGACAUAUAUAAUUCUCUUUUUCAGUGGUAAAGGAGGGCAUGGUCAUGGCCAUAAUCACAACAUGGAGAAGAUGGCUGUUGCCGGACUAGUCCUAGUGCCGGCUCUAUCCCCUUGUGCCACUACAUUGCCUGUGUUCCUUGCAGUGGGAGACUCCUCCACAAGUGCUUUGUUGCUUGCCAUUGGAGUACUACUAAUAAGCACAAUGACAGUUAUGUGCUCUUUAGUUGCUCUGUCAUUUUAUGGUGCUAGCCAGCUCAAGUUUCACUGGAUUGAGCGCUAUGACAAGAUGUUAGUUGGAGUAGUUCUGUGUCUCGUAGGACUUCUAACCCUCUUGUUUCACCAUCAUGAUCACGACCAUGAGCUUGAGCAUGGCGGCUUACACACUAUGCAUGGCAUAAGUGAUAUCAACACGACUGGAAGAAAGCUGUUCCUGUGAUCAUAGGAGAUGAAAGUACUGGAUACUCAUGUCCUUACAAACAUCCCUCAUUCUUGGGCACAAAUGUGGCCGAUCUGUGUGUUCUUUAGACGAACUUGCUAUCCUUACAAUUCUCAUUCAGCAAUGAUUGAUCAGAAAUAUCUGCGAAUCUGCUACGAAACUUCGUCACAAGUGAAGGAAGCAAUCAAGUAGAGUUUCCGAGCCAACUUCAAACUUUCUACAUUUUCAUUCAAGUUCGUUCAAUGAUUUUAUACUACAGAGAAAACCUUUUAGCACCAAUAUCCUCAAUCGCCAUCAAGAGUUUUAUUAUUGAGAACCAGGGCCAAACAAGCAAUCGAGCUUUCUCUUCGCAUGGCGAGAGGAAUUGGAGUGGUUGAAGUUUUUACUGAGUCAGAGAUGUUAACUGAAGACAUCCUGGAGGUGGAGAUACGAUGCCGGUCAUGAUCUACUUCACCUCAGGAAUCUUCUUUGCCUCCCCUGUCUCCGCAAGUGAGGCUGGUCACUGCAAAGGGUUUUCCACCUCCCAGACGUUUUUGCAAAUGAACUAUUGGUAACACGCGGCUACUGGUCACGAAUCUGACGGGGAAGGACCCAUGAAGGGAUACGUGCUGACAUCUGUACAGCUUAGAACGAGAAUGAGCGCAAAGCAUGGAUCAUUAUUGUGACCAUUCAAGGAACCAGAUGCAUGCACUGAAGGUCUCCGAAGGUGGCCUUAGGGCAUUUUACAUCUCGCCUGGUUGUGUUCUGUCUUGACUCACAAGCAUUAUGAACCCGUUGAGAGGAGUAUAUAAAUCGAAGCUGGAGUUCCAAUCAGAUCUGAUUAUGGCGUUUUUCACCUUGUUCGGUCGUGGUGGGGUUUUUCACAUCCCUAUUGAGUUUCCACUUCUAAGCUCUUCAUGCAAUAUCUGUGGGACUGGUCCUGACCUCAAGACACAGGUCCACUUGAGCAUGUUGUUGAAAGAGUAGAAAUUUCCUGUAUGCAGUAUGUCAUGACACUAAAAGUAACGGGAAAUGAGAACAAACUCUCACUCAACAGAAAAUAGUGCUUCCAUGCACGAAAGUAUCGGAGUAAAACACAUUUUUCUUCUCCCCUGCGUCGAACUACAACGUCCUGACGUCUUUCGUACAAUAAUCAUUAUUGCCGGUAUGAAUGGAUCAUGAAAAAAAUAAAAAC